UGUAAAACAGGAAGAGAUUUCCGAGCUGUGCUCUGCUACAUCCUGAGCUAAAGAAAAUCAUUAAGAAGACUUUAGAUUUUAAAGCAAUCCCCAUGCUAUUUUUCAGUUCUUGAACUCUUGCUUUAUCUCCUUUUUAUGACACCAUACUUUUGUUUCGCUUCUUUCGUGUUCCUAGAAUUUCUGCUGUUUCCUAUUUGUAUUUGUUCUUUUUUAUUCAUUGUAAACUGUAUCUUUCCCUUACACUCCUUUCUAUACUUUUAUUAUCCAUGUCCUUCAUACAUGGCCGACAAUACCCAGCUGCAAAUAAGAGGACUAUGGAAAGAAUUAUACGAGAGUUGGAUAUCUUUAUAAGACUCAGUGUAAAUCCUCAAUUUCAGAGGAGUCCUCCCUACCUGCCUGAUAUUGGCCGGGAAACUCAACAACACCUGCGUCUUAUUCUGGAAAAAAACCGAGGGUCUGAACUGGCACAAAACAUAUAUCUACAAGUGACAUUGCAGAGCUUGCUCCGCAAGAUAGCACAGGGUGCUGAUAUCCUGAAGGGAGGGAGUGGAGCAUACCAGGGCAGAUUGGACCCCAAGCAAGAGGAAGCUUAUUAAACUAUCUCUGAUCUUUAGUCACAUUCUGGCAGAGCUCAAAGCCAUAUUUCCAGGGGGAAGAUAUCAAGGAGGAACAUAUGCUAUCACUAAAUUAGAAGCUGCUAAAUUCUGGAUACAAACUUUUGGGCAACGGUGUAUUGUGCAAUGGGAGGAGUUCAGAGUGGGUCUUCACAAAGUACAUGUAUUGGGUCCUGGCCCUCUGGAGUAUGCUCUUCGCAGUACGAUGGAUCUUACAUGUAAUGACCAUAUAUCAGUGUUUGAGUUUGACAUCUUCACACGACUUUUUCAGCCAUGGGACAAGUUACUGAAGAACUGGAUGCUCCUUGCUGUCACCCAUCCUGGAUACAUGGCGUUCCUAACAUAUGAUGAGGUCAAAGUCCACCUUCAAAACCACAUUCAUAAACCUGGAAGUUAUAUCUUCAGACUGAGCUGUACUCACCUUGGCCAGUGGGCCAUCGGUUAUGUAACGUCAGAAGGCAACAUCCUACAGACCAUCCCACAUAACAAGUCCCUGUAUCAGGCCCUGCUGGAUGGGGAACGAGAAGGGCUGUAUCUUUAUCCCAAUGGUCACAGCAAAAAUCCAGAUUUAUCUGAACUCUGCUGUCCUUCAUCAAACUUAUCUUUACAUGUGACACAGGAACAAUGGGAGUUAUAUUCUCAAAUGGGCUCUACAUUUGAACUCUGCAAAAUAUGUACCGAUAAUGAGAAGAAUGUGCGGAUACAACCAUGUGGGCACUUACUGUGUGACCAAUGCCUCACUGCCUGGCAGCAGUCAGAUGGUCAGACCUGUCCAUUCUGUCGCUCGGAAAUUCGAGGCAAGGAAGAUAUACAUAUAUUGUUAAAGACUGCAAGUGAACAGAGCCCACCCUCAAAGGAUUCUCACAUGUCAUUAACAACUGAUGUGGGAGAUAAAGAGCAGGAAGUGCGGAUCGGAAGUCCAUCCCUUUCAGGUACAAACCCCAGGACUACUUCCCCAAUAGCAUCUGUGGUUUCUGAGACUGACAGUUCUCUGAACUCCACAAGUUCCUCUUCUGCUGUGUCCUUAUUGAGCUCAGUUGCUUCCUCACCUCCAGUUGUACCCUCUGCGCCACCUGCUGCACCUUUAGCUGCCAGUACAUCUUCCGCCAGUUCCAUUUUUACUGCCCCAUGGUUUUUGGUUCCAGCCCCUCCUGUACCUCCUAGAAGGAUGAAAUUAAAAGCUCGAGAUAUCAUCACCAGAACCCAAGAGAUGUCCAGAUUUCCAAACGCAAGAACCCCUGACGUUCUUCAUCGAGCACAUUGGGAAAAUUCAGAGCCCAACUCACAAAAUGCAGAAAGGCAUCCCAGUUUGGAGAACCUGCAAUAGCACUGUAAAUUGCACUUACUGCACAAUACUUAGUAAAUUCAGCUUUGCUGUUCAUUUAAAGAAAUAAAUGGAUGUUGCUGAAGACCAUAGGUAUUUAUCUAUAAUCUUAUUUUCAAAUGUUCCUCUAAAUUUACUAUGUAUCCUAUCCAAAGACUUCUAUUGGGGAAGCAUCCUCUGCAGGUACUGCUCAUUGUGUUACUGACCCAGAAGGGUCACACUGAUGCUCUGUAUGUUGAGUUAGACCUCUGCUCUUUGUACAACCAGAAGAAAUGGGUUUAACCAUUGGUAUUUAUGCUAUGAACGCUAUAUUUAAUGUACAAUGUGAUUUCAAAAACAAAAUUAAAAUCUUCCUAAAAAGUACAUUUAAAGCAUGUUUUAUUUUUUUUAGUACAAAAUAAAAAAAAAAUCAGAUAAUUAAUUGUGGUCUGCCCAUGUGAGCGUUGGUAAAAUAUUUCCCUUCAUGAUAUGCCAACAAGAUUUUUUGAGACGUUGGUCUAUAUUCCUUCUAUUUUGAUUUCCUUCAGCAGUGAUAUAUAAUACUCACACUAUAUAUUUAUAUAUAUAUAUAUAUAUAUAUAUAUAUAUAUAUAUACACACACAACACUAUUUCAUACCAUGCAAGGCUACAAACACCUACCUAGGUAUCUCUUUAACAAAGAAUACCAUAGAAAUGAAGCAAAUUUGAUAAUAGAAGUAAAUAGGAAACUUUUUAAAAAUUUUAAUUGUAGUCACAAAAUAAACUUUUGGGGUUUCAUAUCCCUUUAAUUCAGAAGUUAAACUUUCAUAUAAGAUAGAGCUCACCUUUUAAACAACUUUCCAAUUUACUUCUAGUAUCAUCUACUUUAGAGCAGCAAAGCACUACUGGGAGCUAGCUGCUAAUUGGUGGCUGCACAGAUGUGCCUCUUGUCAUUGGUUCACCCAAUGUGUGCUGAGGAUACAUAUAUAUGUGUGUGUGUAUAUAUACUGUAUAUAUGUAUCCUCAGCAGUGAUGUAUAAUACUAUACACUAUUCAGUACAACACAUGAUGUUACAUACAUAUAUGCACACACUUUGGAGCCCUUUCCAGACAAAUACCUUUACACAUACAAAAAUAAUAUUUAUUACAUUUUAAUAUUUUUUAUCAUGUUUUACUGUGUUUUAAUGUAAAUAUUUCCCAUUUCAAUGUUCUUGUUGACAAGGCUCAUUGGCUCCUGGGUACAUACGCUCAUGAACAGUUAAUGAGUAUAACCAGGAAGUACCAAUUACCGAAUGAGUAUUAGCAGAAAGUACAUAAGUGAUGCAGCUGUCAUAGUUUCUGUUUAAAUUUAAACAUAUUUUAAUUACAUUCUUUCAGAACUUUUGAACACUGCUAUCUCAGAAUGAUUAUUUAAAUUUUUGGAGUGCAAUUACAGCACCAAUGUCUGUUUCAUUAUAAAUUAUUUUUAUAAGAAAACGUGCCAAAGGUACAGGAGAUGUGUUUCAUUUAUUGCAAGAGAUUAAAAUACAAAAUUUGCUUUGCCUUGCUUGAGUCUCCAAAGAAUUGCAUAACUUGUAAGAUAAUUGUGGGAUUUUUUGCCAGCUUUUAUUAUAUGUUUCAAUAAAGAUUAUUUUUAAUAAAAA
Bombina bombina (fire-bellied toad) is the source of this 3540-nucleotide messenger RNA. It is a transcript of the gene CBLC, whose product is annotated as Cbl proto-oncogene C. The transcript is spliced from 9 exons. Lineage: Eukaryota; Metazoa; Chordata; Amphibia; Anura; Bombinatoridae. Bases 820 to 1941 code for a protein of 373 amino acids. The record is from RefSeq and is a predicted model, not a curated record. Gene Ontology annotation, molecular function: ubiquitin protein ligase activity; phosphotyrosine residue binding; SH3 domain binding. Gene Ontology annotation, cellular component: plasma membrane; membrane raft. Gene Ontology annotation, biological process: signal transduction; regulation of signaling.